AUGUUUGAUAUGAUCAAGGAUGCUUAUCCACAAGUGGUGUGUGGCAAGGAAUCAAGUGGAAAUGAACCACAAGAGCCAAAUGGAGAUGCAAAGAAAUUUUAUAGAUUGUUGGAAGAGGUUAAACAGCCUUUGUAUCCAGAUUGUGAAAAGUAUUCAAGCUUGUCCUUCAUAGUCAAGUUAUUGCACAUAAAGUGCAUAUCAUCAUGGAGCAACAAGUCCUUUAGUAUGUUGAUGGAGUUGUUAAAGGAUCCAUUUCCUAUGUGUGAGAGACUACCUAGCUCGAAUUAUGAGGCAAAAAAGAUUGUCAACGAUCUAGGCCUCCAUUAUGAGAAGAUAGAUGCGUGCAAAGAUGAUUGUGCACUUUAUUAUAAGGAGUAUUCAGAAGCAACUCAAUGUCCAGUUUGUAAACUGUCAAGAUGGCAGCCAAAUAAGGGUGGUAAAGGGAAAAAUAAAAAGGUACCAUGGAAGAUUUUGCGGUAUUUUCCACUUAAAUCAAGGUUACAACGAUUGUUUAUGUCAACAAAGACUGCUGCGGAUAUGAAAUGGCACCAUGAAAAACGUGUUAAUGAUGGAGUGUUACGACAUCCAGCAGAUUGUGAAGCUUGGAAAAAAUUUGACCAAAUUCAUGAGUCAUUCGCAAUGGAUCCCCGUAAUGUUAGGCUUGGACUAGCUACAGAUGGGUUUAACCCAUUUGGAAAUAUGAGUAUUAAAUACAGUGUCUGGUCUAUUAUCUUAUUUCCAUAUAAUCUUCCCCCUUGGAUGUGCAUGAAGGAGCCUUACUCAUUGAUGUCAUUACUUAUACCAGGUCCAAAGGGUCCUGGGAAUGAAAUUGAUAUAUUCUUGAGGCCGUUGAUUGAUGAGCUGAAAGAAUUGUGGGAAGAUGGGGUGUGUACAUAUGAUGCUUCAACAAAUGAGAACUUUCAAAUGAGAGCAGCAGUGUUGUGGACUAUCCAUGACUUUCCUGCAUAUGCUGUUAUUUCUGGUUGGAGUACAAAGGGAAAUUUGGCGUGUCCUUGUUGUCAUAAUGAAACUACCCAUUGCAGGUUACGAAAUGGAUAUAAGAUAUGUUAUAUGGGACAUCGCCGUUUUUUGGCCUUAGACCACAAAUGGCGUAAUAAGAAGUCACAAUUUAAUGGUAAAAAAGAAAGGAAGACAGCACCCAAACGGUUAUCUGGUGAUGAUGUGUUAAAACAAAUUCGUCCGUUAAAGCCAAUUAUAUUUGGGAAAGGCCAGAAAAAGCAAUUUCUAGAAGGGCAUGGACAGUUUCAUAAUUGGAAGAAGCAUAGCAUUUUUUUUGAAUUGCCAUAUUGGAGAACACUUUUGUUACGUCACAAUUUGGAUGUGAUGCAUGUUGAAAAAAAUAUAUUUGACAAUGUGAUUGGGACAAUUAUGAAUAUUAAAGAUAAGACGAAGGAUUCUUAA
Quercus lobata is the source of this 1422-nucleotide messenger RNA. RefSeq lists its product as uncharacterized. The record is from RefSeq and is a predicted model, not a curated record. Bases 1 to 1422 code for a protein of 473 amino acids. NCBI's taxonomy places the organism in Eukaryota, Viridiplantae, Streptophyta, Magnoliopsida, Fagales, Fagaceae. The transcript has a single exon.